GGCCAUACCCUUCGCGCGUGCUUACGAGAGCUCAUCCACCUGCGCGUCAGGGUAACGGGAUUGUCAUGGUUUAAGCACAGCUCUGCCACCCAAACAACACAUCAUCCUACGUUGCGAUCAUACUUGUGCUUGGCAGACCCAUACUCUUAAUCAUCAACUCUUGCCACCGCCUCGCCUUGUCCGCUCAGCUAGCUCUGAUCCAUGGUUAUCUAGUCGCUAGCGCCGAGCACCCAACUUCACUAUGCGUAUCAUGACCAGCAUCGCAGGGCAUCCCACCAUGGAAAACCAUUCCCAGAGCAAGCCUCAACAAGGAGGAAACAAAAUGCCACCUCACACAAACGUUGUAGCAGCGGCAAGCCAUGUCCGUCAAAUCUUUGAGACCAAGAAGCUCUCCUACAGUAUCAUGGGCGCGUUCGAGAUGUUUUGCCUGGGGAGUGGGCGCCCAGUGUCCGACCUAUACUUUGCAUAUGAACACAAAGACUCCAGUCGUAUCAAGAAGAAGCUCGACGCAGAUCGACGUAUUGUAUUGACCGAUAGCAUCAACCCGUUAACCCCAUCGAAGAUAUUGGUGCAAACAGGGCCUGCGUACCAUGACAUAGGAUGCGUAAGCUCUGCAGCAGUCGAAGUAUACUUGCUACCAUCAGGUUUAUACGGAACACCUCCCAGUGGCACUCUCAAAGACAAUAUAGUCCUGUUGGGCAACAAUACUGCAGGCAUGCUUAGGACUUUCAAAGGUCUAAAUAUGUUGUACCUGGUCAAGUCACUUAUUGAGUUCUGCAAACUGCGCGAUUUGAGCUGGAACCCUAUGGAGAACCUGCUGCUUCUGUGCGAGCGCUACGGAGGCCAGGUUCAAUCUGUUCGGAAUCAGUUGGAUCAGAAAGCAGCGUACCAAAACUUUCUCAACACACCCUUCUUCGCAGGCUUAUCUUGUGAUCAACAACGCAGGUGCUAUCAAAUACUGACCGGACAAGCACCACCUGCUACCACCGCAACGAAUUUCUCACUCCCUCAAAGUGGCUCAUCACGAUCGCGUUCCACCGCCGAUAUACCAAAUACCCAUGCUAUCUCGAAUCACUCGUCGCCAAACAUUUCCCAAGGCCUUCAGCAGAUGGACAGAGAGAGGCCUUUGAGACACACUCUCAAUAUGGGGUCUUUUGGAAAUCCUCCUCCAUAUUCCCCGGGAUUACAGGAGGCAACACCGCCAGUAGGAGAUUCAAGAUCAAGAUAUCGUCCUAUCAGUACUAUCAACACUAGGCGCGUGUCCAGUGGCCCUCAACUAAGUCUCAAAAUACCUAAUGAAUCACUCGGGGCCUCGUAUACAUACCGAAAAACUUCAGCGCCAAUGGAAAGUAUUCCACCUCUUCCACCUCGGCCAUCCCAGUCAAAUACUCAGAUCUCCCCGAUACCCAAUUCUCUUCCAAGUAUCCAAACUAGACGCUCUUUAACAAGAUCCGGCGCCCAACGCGCAGUAUCACGUGGAUCAUAUGUUCCUGAACAAACACACACUUCUGACCCUAUUCCCUUGCCUCAAAAACAUCCCAAACGCCAUUCAGCGGCCUUUGAAAUGUCCGCAACCCCCAUACAACUCAAAGACCCCCAAGGACCCACCGAACCACACGAAGAAUACC
Messenger RNA from Bipolaris maydis ATCC 48331, 1628 nucleotides. RefSeq lists its product as uncharacterized. NCBI's taxonomy places the organism in Eukaryota, Fungi, Ascomycota, Dothideomycetes, Pleosporales, Pleosporaceae. The record is from RefSeq and is a predicted model, not a curated record.